GUUUCGUCGUCGGUGCUGGAGAUUUCGGCCGUCCGUCACCACAGUAUACAUUAAUAAUAUUCAAUCGUACGGUGACCGAUCGUAUAUUGAGUCAAUUGUAUAAAAUCGUGUAGGAAUACGUGUGAAACGCGCGAAACAUUCAAACGGACGUCGUCCCAGUUUCAUCGGUCGGUCGGUCGUUACCUAUUUACACGGCGAACGCGUUCCUACGUUCAGACCAGACGGCGUUCGGCAGCAGCUGCUGGCCCUGGCCGUCGGGCGGCGGUGAUAACGCGGCGGCGGCGGCGGCUACGACGGCGAUCAUAACAAUACGACAUGAAUCAGUUGUUGUGCAUUGGUGACCCGAGUCAGAACGUCAUGGCCGAGAGCAAGGGAUCCCUUAUCGCCAAAUCCGUGUCCAAGCACGCUGGAAGGGCUAAAGAAAAGUUUCUUCAAAACUUGGGAAAAGUCGAUCGGACUGAAGAUGAAAUUUUUAACGAGCAUUUACAAAAUUUUUCAAAACAGCAAAAUUCGGCAAAUAAAUUACAAAAAGAAUUCAACAACUAUAUUCGAUGUGUUAGAGCUGUGCAAGUGGCGAGUAAAAGUCUGAUGGAUACGUUGAACGAGAUGUACGAAAGCCAAUGGGUUGGACACGAUCAUAUGUGUACCGAUUCAAACAAUUUGGACAUGCUGUGGAGCGAUUAUACACACAAGUUGGCCGAUCAAGUGCUUAUACCGUUGAACACGUACCAAGCCCAAUUUGCCGAAACACGGAAAAAAAUUGACAAACGAAACCGGAAACUGGUCGAUUACGACAGCCAAAGGCACAGUAAUCAAUUGGCUAAUAAUAACGGCGUUGGGGCAGCCGGCAAGAAAAAAGACGAAGCGAAAAUGAUGAAAGCUAAAGAACAGUUUGAUGAAGUUAAGCGAAAGUUCGACCUAAUAAACACGGAGCUGCACGACGAAUUGCCCGCUUUGUACAACUCAAGGGUACUAUUUUUGAUCACAAAUCUGCAACCAUACUUUGCCGCUGAACAAUUAUUUCAUAGCGAAUCAUCUAAGGUGUUUUCUGAAAUGGAAUCAAUCGUCGACAAAUUAGCCACGGAUUAUCAACACCAGUCAAAGAUGCUGAAUUAUUUCUUAGGAAACAAAAAGCCCUCAAACAAUGUCGCCAACAACAUUCAAUCUGCAUCACAGUCGCCCGUGUCUCCGAUAUCCAUGAAUGAAGAAGACGUUGCGAAAUCCCCGCCUUCGUCACCCGCAUCCCCUCAAAACACUGCAUUCGUAAGUAGUAGUAAAUCACCGUCAUCGCAGCCCGACAGCAGUAACAACGAAGUGUCAUCGGUGGCAUCAAAAACACUGUUAGAAGACGAACUGGCGUCUUCGUCACCACCACCGCUACAGCAACAACAACAACAACAACAACAGCAACAACCUUUAGUUAACGGCAAAAGCAGCUCAUCGCCUGUAAACGGUGUUGCGCCAGUCAGGCACGAGAAUGGCACUAACAAAAACAUCGAGAUCGAUAUACCGCCAGGAGCUACUACGGACAACUUGCCACCCGGAGUGUUGUACAGAGUGGUCGCAACUUACAAGUAUGAUGCUGAAGACACGGACGAGCUAUCGUUCGAGAAGGGCGAGAUCAUCAGUGUAGUACCUUACGACGAUCCAGAAACUCAGGAAGAGGGCUGGUUGAUUGGUAUCAAAGAAAACACAGGAGAGAAAAAAAUGUUCCCUGCCAAUUUUACCAGACCCUUGUGAGUGCCGCACCGUCGUAAGCGCCAGGAGAUCAUGACAAGACCUAGAAUCUAUAAGUACAGUUUCUGGAUUUUUGUGAUUCUAUUUUAUGUUUUUAUGUCUUUGUUUAUCUAUACAAAUGAGAUUUAAAGUUGGGUUUUGACCGACCGUCACGAAACGCGCUGCAACGACUAGUUCUUAUAACAAAAUUAUUUUAUAAACUAAAAACCACUCUUAAGUUUUUGAAUGUUUAUUUUUUUUACUCUCCGUGAACGUCAAGUUUAGAAAAUAUUAUCACAAUUAUCCGUGCUGAUAAUAACAUGAAUUUGACUGAUUGAGAAAUCGUUACGAAUUUAAUAGGUUCAUUCAAAAUUUAUUUAUAGUGUGAUUAUAUUGAACCUUGAAAAAAUACUCAUUAAUUAAUUAAUGUGUAACAAGUGCCUUUAAAUUUUUAUACUAAGUGUUUACACCUAUGUGAGGUAAUACAUUUUUUUUGUGCCAUUUGAAAGCAUAUUAAAGCUUCUAUUUGGCUACUAUUUUUAAUCUUACUCCUACAAUUAUUCAGCUAUGGUACCUUUUACCUUAAAUGUAUAACCGUAUAAUAAUUAUAUUUUGCUCGUAUUAUGCGUUUACUACUUUUAUUUUUUAUGUGUUGUUAUAUUGUUGUAUUUGUGUGUUAAAUGUUUUUUCUACUUUUAGUGAGUGAUUUGUAAAGGUUCAAUCAUUUUAGUUUACAUUUCAAAUUUUUACCCCGUCCCUCAUACCCGCUCUGAUAGUCAGUAAAUGUAUAUAAAUCUAGUUUAGAUUAUAAAUUAUUAUUGUCUAAGUAAUAUCUGUAUUUAUUAUUAUUUAAAUUAACUUUGAUAGAUACUAAAUUUAUUAUAUAUAAAUCAAUGUAUUAUUUAGAUGUAAAUUUAUUUUGUCCUUAAUGUUUUGCUUUAGGCAUUUUAACAUUUGAGAUUCAGUAUUGCUAUUGAAAAAAAAAAUUAUAUGCAUAAUAUCAUAUAUUAACAAAAAUAAUUACUGGAAUCAGUAGUAUUUUAUUCGAUAAAUUUCGCUUAUUGUGUAUUUAAAU
Rhopalosiphum maidis (corn leaf aphid) is the source of this 2791-nucleotide messenger RNA. It is a transcript of the gene Amph, whose product is annotated as amphiphysin. Gene Ontology annotation, cellular component: plasma membrane; cytoplasm. Gene Ontology annotation, molecular function: phospholipid binding; protein binding. Lineage: Eukaryota; Metazoa; Arthropoda; Insecta; Hemiptera; Aphididae. The record is from RefSeq and is a predicted model, not a curated record. The transcript has 9 exons. Bases 316 to 1740 code for a protein of 474 amino acids.